Fusarium subglutinans is the source of this 1881-nucleotide messenger RNA. Its product is annotated as mitotic spindle assembly checkpoint MAD2. The record is from RefSeq and is a predicted model, not a curated record. The coding region runs from base 1 to 1881 and encodes 626 amino acids. Gene Ontology annotation, cellular component: nucleoplasm; kinetochore; cytoplasm. Lineage: Eukaryota; Fungi; Ascomycota; Sordariomycetes; Hypocreales; Nectriaceae. Gene Ontology annotation, biological process: mitotic spindle assembly checkpoint signaling. The transcript is spliced from 8 exons.
AUGAAUGUUAGGAGUGAGCCGCUUUGUUCUCUCGAGGGCUGUUCUGAUGCCUAUGGAGUCGGUAUUCGAGCCGCAUUUUAUGCACAAUGGCUUGGCUCCCUUCUGAUGGAAUACCUCUCUAAGGAGAACCUCGCAGAUUUGCGGUUUAUCAGUAUAUUUUCUUCAGCAGCCGCGUCUAUAUCUCUCGUCAUCGGAGUCGCUUAUAACUCCCUUGAGCCACUCGACAUAUACUUCUUACUUCUUCUGGCCAUGGGUUUCUUCAUAUUUCAGAUCCCAUUAAACAUCUGGCGUAUCCUCACGAGAUGUCAAGCUCACCUUGACCCGUUUCAGCUCUCAAAAGAGAGCCACGGACAUUUCUACCAUCUCAUGAGUCUUACAGUACUCUCAGCUAACGUUUCAGUUGGAACCUGGUACUUCAAGACUUUUCUCCCUCAGCUCGACCGUGAUUGCCGUGACCUGGUCUUUCUAUUUGGCAAGGUCAGUCUGGAAAGUCAAGGGUAUACCACAGCUGGGUCGGUAUUCUUCAUUGGGAUUCUUGUCGCCAUUGGCGGGCUUAUCUUUUUGAACGCUUGUUGCACUUUCACCAAGUCGAGUUCGCGACAUAGGAGAGCGAGGUCGAGAAAUACUUGGCGACUCAAAGUACUCCGCGGAAUAUCUGGCUUCAUCGUCUUUACAUUUUUGGUUCUAUCGAUCGAGCUUCCUAUUAAGUGGAACCACAUUCAAGGCGUCAACGACUUUACCACAGUCGCACAGUUACUGCCCCUUAUGCUCACCAUUGGAAUAUUCCUACGAUCUUGGGCUGUUUAUGCCAGCGGAGCCAAGGUUACCUCGGGAGGACGAAGGCGACGCAGACCUCCUUCAACUUCCACUUCCUCUUCAUCGACAUCUACAUCUACAUCGACCGCAUCAAGUGGCAACUCUUCUCAAGUCAUAGGAUAUUAUUAUAUGUACCCUACUGAUCACAAUGAUGAGGAAGAUCCCCAAUACGACCACGAUGAUUACUAUGACUAUUAUAACGAUUACAAUAACAACUACAACUACAACUAUUCAAACACAGCCGAGGGGGAUGAAACCCAGAUUCAGUGGCCACAAGGAGUUCAUUUCUCACGUUGUUCCCAAACUCAGCCCGUCACAACCGCCAGCCGAUACCCUUUCAUUCCAAUUGAUACUGCAGUAGCACCGAAAAUGUCGUCAAAGGAAACCUCCAAGAGCAAGGACAAGGAUAAGUCCAAGGUCCAUAAGCUGUCCCUCAAAGGCAGCGCUCGUCUUGUCGCUGAAUUUUUCCAAUAUUCUAUUCACAGCAUUCUCUUCCAACGAGGUGUCUAUCCUGCCGAGGACUUUACAGUCGUCAAGAAAUAUGGCCUCAACAUGCUGGUCUCGGCCGAUGACCAAGUAAAAGCCUACAUCAAAAAGAUCAUGUCCCAGCUCGACAAAUGGAUGGUCGGCGGCAAGAUCUCCAAGCUCGUCAUCGUCAUCACAGACAAAGACACAGGCGAGCACGUCGAGCGCUGGCAAUUCGACGUCCAAAUCUUCCAACCCGUCAAGAAAUCCAAGUCCUCCAAAUCCUCCUCCAAAUCCCAAGAAAACGCCGCUCCCGCUGGUUCCGCACCCACAGCCCCCGAAAAGACAGAAACAGAGAUCCAAGCCGAGAUCGCAGCUAUUUUCCGACAAAUCACCGCAUCUGUUACGUUCCUGCCUCAGCUCAGCGGCGAUUGCACAUUCAACGUCCUCGUUUACGCUGAUGCGGAUAGUGAGGUUCCUGUUGAGUGGGGUGAUUCGGAUGCGAAAGAGAUUGAGAAUGGAGAAAAGGUGCAACUAAGGGGUUUCAGCACGGCGAAUCACCGUGUUGACACUUUGGUCAGCUAUCGAUUUACGGAUUAA